AUGAAAAUGAAUGCAUAUUUAUCCUUUCUUAAAGCUUUUAAUGAAAGUGGACAAUUAAAGAUGAUGAAGAGAGGAGCUUAUAGUCAGUAAUGUGAAAAUUUCAGAAUGCCCUACAAAAUUAUGCAAACAUUUUAGAUAAACAGAAGAGAAUUAAUAAUGGCAAAUACUACAAAAUAUCUUUUACCUGGAACAAAUGACAAUAUGAUGCCAUUAGGCAAUCAGUUAGCACCAUCGUCAUGUAUGAUGUAUGAAUUAAGCUCAGUUAAUCGUAAUCCAUCGAUGAAUGAAACAAACCCAUUGAAACGACAUUUAUCAAUUCGUGUUAGAAUUUAUCACUACUGUGUACUAUUCACUUCAGUAUUCGGUUUAAUUAGUAUAUCAACAGCUUCUGUGAUAUUUUAUUUACACACAGGCUACAAUUUAAAUCAAGAAAGAUAUCAAGUGAAUAUUGUUCAGAUGUCAAAGGAUGUUAGAGAAUUCUUUACAUACGCCAAAUGGAUUUCCCUUUGUAUAUUUUGUUUUGGAUUAUUAUUAUUAUUCAUAAGUAUUAUUCUUUGUUAUUUUCAUAAAUCGUUUACUAGUAGUUCUUCAGCUAUUAGACCUGAUCAUCAACGAAUAAGUACAAAUACAAGUAAUAUACAAGCGCCAACAAUAGUUCAUAACACUAGUAAUAACAGCAGUAAUCACUGCCUUAUAUCAGUAUCAACCAGCCAAGUGUAAUGUUUAACUAAUUUAAUGGAGAACAACUGGAGCUCACGUUAAUGAUUCCAGUAUUACUUCGUUUUCUUAGAUGGAUGUUUUGAUUGUAAAGCCUUCGCAUUCAUUCUGGACGAAGUGAUUAACGUCAAGUUGUAAGAAAAGUGAAGUUUUUGAAUUUCCAAUAGGUGCAGUGAGAAUCCAUCAUGACUAUCCUGAUAAGAAUAUUGGAGAUCUUCUUACCGUGUUCAUUUAUAUUUUGCUAAAUUUACAUUUGAACUCUUGACUGCGCAGACAUAUGCAUCUAAACUUGGACACAUAUAUACAUCAGAAUAUGAUUCGAGGUUUUCUAUAUUUUGGGGUUUAGAAGUCGAUUUUCCGGAUGUAUAAUGAUGUAAAUAUGUAAAUAAAUGUUUUACUUUCUGAUGAGAAAUUGUUUGCUAUUGAAUAACACAAAUGAUGAUAUAUGACUACUGACUUACGGGAACCGUCCACUCUGUGGAAUGUUCUCUUUGUAACAUCUUGUCUAUUUAACAACAAUCUUGAGCAAGGUAAGCUUCAAUUUUUUUUAUCAAAACCUACAGUAUUCACAGCAGCGCAUUAUCUCUUUAAAUUAUUUGAAAAAAGACCUUAGACUCAAACU
Messenger RNA from Trichobilharzia regenti, 1339 nucleotides. The record is from the annotation of a GenBank genome assembly. NCBI's taxonomy places the organism in Eukaryota, Metazoa, Platyhelminthes, Trematoda, Strigeidida, Schistosomatidae.